AUGUCGAACCCGGACGGCUUCGAGAUGUCCCACUUGGGUGUCAAGUCGGCCCAUUUCAGCGUCGAUGAGCAUCGUGGACACAGUCGCUCUGGCUCUGAUGGAGGUUAUACUGGUGGGGUGUCGACAUCCAUGUCGAGUGGAAAGCGUUUGGAUCAAGUCCUCUUCCUCCAAGCUAAUCUCCUUCGCAGUGGAUUCGAAGCAGGUCUUGUCAAUGGCGGGCCAGCCGGUCUAGUUUGGGGAAUGGUACUAUCAUUAAUUGGAACAACAGGUAUCAUGCUGUCCCUAGCAGAAAUGAGCUCCAUGACCCCCUUGGCCGGAGCUCAAUAUCACUGGACGGCUGUACUGGCCCCGCCACGAGUUCAAGCAUUCAGCACCUGGAUCCAAGGCUGGAUUACCGUCUUCGGAUGGCAGGCCUCGACAACAAGUAUCUGCUACUUGGUUGCUGCGCAGAUCCAGGCUAUGGCUCUGCUCAAUGAUUCAGACUAUGUGCCCCAACAAUGGCAUGGCACACUUCUCAUGUGGGCCAUCAUCCUGGGGUCUGGUCUGGUCAAUAUCUACGGAAUCAAGAUCAUGCCUGCGUUGCAGAUGAUGGGUGGCAUUCUACACAUCACUGUCUUCAUUGCCCUGGUUGUCCCAAUCAUCUUGCUUAGUCGUCGCAGCACCCCGCAGUUUGUGUUCACCGAGUUGCUCACGGCAGAUGGAGGCUGGCAGUCUCCCGGUAUUGCUUGGUGUCUGGGCAUGCUGACGGUUACCUACUGUUUCCUUGGCUUUGACGGUGCCAUCCAUAUGAGCGAAGAAGUACGAAAUCCAGCAGUCGUCAUUCCCCGGGUCCUCCUCCAGACCAUCGCUAUCAGUGGCACAUUGGCAUUUGUCUUCCUGAUCGUCAUUCUCUUCUGCAUUGGCAGCGUUGAGCAAGCGCUAAGCCCUGCAUACACGUUCCCCAUUAUUGGAAUUUUCAAGCAAGCUACCAACUCUGCCAAGGCAGCUACGGCCAUGCAAACCGCCAUUACUGUGAUUGGUAUGGUCUCAAAUGUUGGCGUUGUUGCCUCCGUUUCACGACUGACGUGGGCGUUUGCCCGUGACGGCGGCCUUCCUUUUUCGUCAUACUUUGCUCACGUCGACCGCCAGCACCGCGUCCCUAAACGCGCCAUCCUACUGGUCUGUGGCGCCGUGGUCAUCCUCUCAGUAAUUAAUGUCGCCUCCGAAACCGCUCUCAGCGCUAUUCUCGCUCUUUCUACCAGCAGUCUCUAUAUCUCCUAUCUCAUUCCCAUUGUCAUGAUGAUUAUCCGACGACUCGACACCAGCCGUGGUCCCAUCCAAUUCGGACCCUGGAACCUCGGUCGCUUCGGCAUGGCGAUCAACGUCUUCUCUCUGACUUUCGGCGUCUUCGUGUGCAUCUUCGUUCCUUUCCCAACACAGAUUCCAGUUACAGCCGCCAACAUGAACUGGUCCGGCCCCGUUUUCCUUGGAGUUUGUCUAUUACUCGUUAUAGACUGGACUUUCCGGGCUAGACAUAAGUUUAUUGGGCCGAGCAAGGAUCUCUUGCAUUCCAGAAGUAAGGCCUGUGCUGCUUAA
Penicillium daleae is the source of this 1575-nucleotide messenger RNA. RefSeq names its product putative amino acid permease. The transcript is spliced from 3 exons. NCBI's taxonomy places the organism in Eukaryota, Fungi, Ascomycota, Eurotiomycetes, Eurotiales, Aspergillaceae. Bases 1 to 1575 code for a protein of 524 amino acids. Gene Ontology annotation, cellular component: membrane. Gene Ontology annotation, molecular function: transmembrane transporter activity. Gene Ontology annotation, biological process: transmembrane transport. The record is from RefSeq and is a predicted model, not a curated record.